Mercenaria mercenaria is the source of this 2008-nucleotide messenger RNA. RefSeq lists its product as uncharacterized. Gene Ontology annotation, molecular function: protein binding. The transcript has 3 exons. NCBI's taxonomy places the organism in Eukaryota, Metazoa, Mollusca, Bivalvia, Venerida, Veneridae. The record is from RefSeq and is a predicted model, not a curated record. Bases 256 to 1650 code for a protein of 464 amino acids.
AUGAAUAAAAAUGGCGAAUUAAAUCUCCUACAGUAGUGCUGUAUUACAUGUCAGUUCGUCUAUAGAAACACUGACUUUUAAUUCGUCCUUGGAGAACUUGGAUAUAAACUCAAAGAUUUUCAAGUUUAAAUCUAUCAUGAAUUAUAUGUACAAUGAAUUGCUAUCUUGAACUUGAAUAAAUGGAAUACUAAGGCAUACUGUGCAUUGAUUGUAUAAGUUUAUGGGUAAUAACCCUUCCCGGCUAGCUAUUUAAAUAUGACGAACCGCGAAGAUUCAAAUCGGAAACGUGCUUUAAGAGAUAUCCUGAGUUACGAGGAUACAUUGACUGUAGACGUGGAAAAUACAGUUCACAAGAUCAGGGAACGAGCUAAAACGUUACAUUCUGAACUGGAUAUGUACGUAACAAAUCUCCUGAACCAGAUUAAGCAUAAGUUUGAACAAGAGUUAAAAAAGGUACGUUAUACUGUUGAGAAGUUGAAAACAGGCGACCUAAGCCCAAGGGGUAAAGCCAUGUCCAGAUCGAGUUCACUUGACCGGUCACCACGAUACAGGUCCACCCCUCGCUCGAACAUUGACUUCGGCCUGAAUACUAGCCGAACGUCAGUGAGGUAUGGAGACGUGGACGAGAUGCACCAGUUUGAUAAGAAAGAGAUUCAUUUCUUUGAAGGUGAAGCGAGUGACAAAGUAUUUGAGAGGCUUGUCGGUACCUACACGUUUGAAGCGACGACGCCUAUAUCAUUCAAUGCCGUCCAGCGGUCUAUACUCGCCGACAGGAAGUCAGAGGUGAAACUAGUAAAAACUUUUAAGGUUGGGGAUAAGAGCGAGACCGUACAUGCCAUAGCCCCAGUGGAGGAGGAUCAAGCCUGGAUUUGCUGUGGCUGGGGGUCAAGAAACCUCAGCCUUUAUGACAGACAUGGACAGAAGAGAAAAACAGCGUCCUUAGAUAUACAGGUAAAUGACGCCUGCACCUUUCACGACGGGAAAGAGGACGCUGUUCUGGUUUCCAGCUUCCGUGAGAAGAGCAUUAAACGUCUGAAUCAAGAAUCCUUACGCACAUCAGAUUUCGCUUAUACUUCCCUGUUCCCCGGCGGCCUCGCGGCAGAUCGACGUAGCGGUAUUUACGUCUGCUUCCGAGACAGCUACCAGCGGCAAGCAAUAUUUGGUUCCCGGCGUAUGGUCGCCAAGCUGUCAAAACACGGUGAACUUGGUGCCACCGUAGAAAAAAAUGAGGAGCAGACUAACAUAUUCGGAUAUCCAUUCCGGAUAGCGGUAAACAUGAACGGAGAUGUUUGUGUCUCCGACUACGGCGACGGAACAAGAGGCGUGACCAUUUUGGCAAAGGAUGACCGAUCGAAGGAACUGCGUGUCAAAUGUUGGUACAAAGGUCCGCCUACUGGAAUUGGUAGUGACCAGCCUUUUCUCCCGCACGGAAUCGUCUGCGACGAAGAGGGACAUAUUCUUGUAUCGGACUGGAACAAUGACUGUAUACACGUCCUGGACAGAGAUGGAAAUUUCCUUCUUAAUCUGAUUGGCAAAAAGGAUGGUUUAGAAGGCCCGAAUGCACUUGGUCUCGAUAAAAGGGGCUAUCUUUGGGUAGGGGACAGUCAUGGUGUGGUUAGAGUUUUCAAAUAUUCUGUAUAUGAUGGUUGAACUCCUAAAUGUACUUUGGUCACAUGUCAUUAUAUAAAGCAGUGCGUGCUUUUUAGAAAACUAUAUUUAAUCUGUUUUGAAAAGACAUUAUUGACCUUAUUGUUCUAGUUAUGAUGUGAGUGCAUGUACCUGAAUUAUUAAUUAACUGGAGUAUACGCGACAAAAUUAUUUCUCUCUGUCAGCGCCUUCUUGAAUCAAUACAAAUUUAAAUGUACUUCUGCAGUUACGUGUCUCCAGAGUAUAAUGUAAUUGUUCAUAUUUGCACUUCUUACUGCUCAAAUGUACAGACUCGUGUCUCUGGAACACUGCCAAUUAAAUAUAUACAAUCAUUAUAUAUAAAGUGUUAUUUUGUGACAUC